UCCAUCUCACAACAUUGAAAAAAACAAAAACAAAAACCUCAUCACAACAGCCGCCGUGCAAUGGCCUGACAGAACGCUCUUUCCCAUCUGCUGUGAGCCGGACUGAGGGGCCGAUUGUUGAACUCCUGUAACUCAAAGCAUGCAUGUCAAAGUGGGAAUCUCAGGGCUAUGAGAUUGGAGGUCCCCCUGAGGACAGCCUGAGUUUAGAAUCUCUAACACCAAGUGAGAAACACAUUGAUGAUGUCCAGAUUUUACCAUCACUUGUCCAGGGUUCUUCUGAGGACAAUCUGAAUUUAAUACGCCUACCGCCAAGUGAAAUUGGUGAUUGGGAAAAUGAUGAUAAUGAGGAGGAUGAUGAGGAUGUUGAUAUCAUCCAGAUUUUCCCAUUGCCUGACCAAGGUCCCCCUGAGGACAGCCUGAGUUUAGAAUCUCUAACACCAAGUGAGAAACACAUUGAUGAUGUCCAGAUUUUACCAUCACUUGUCCAGGGUUCUUCUGAGGACAAUCUGAAUUUAAUACGCCUACCGCCAAGUGAAAUUGGUGAUUGGGAAAAUGAUGAUAAUGAUGAGGAUGAUGAGGAUGUUGAUAUCAUCCAGAUUUUCCCAUUGCCUGACCAAGGAUCUUCAUGUUGACAGCUGACUUAACGCUGGAGAGUAUUAGUGAUGAAGAGACUCAUCCAGGGGAAUAGCCCAGCAUCAACUCAGUUCAUGCUUGUCAACCACCUCCAUAUACCACAUCCAGCAAAGCUCCCUGAGUGACUCAGAGUCCUCUGAGUCCUUCCAGCUUGGCCUGAGGAUGGCCUGGUUUUAAGAGGCUCACCACAAUGCAAAGAUGAAGAAGAAAAAGAAGAUGAUGAUGAUAAUAAUGAUGCCCACGGAACAGCUUGGAAAGAAAAUGACUUGACGCUGGAGAGUAUAAGUGACAAGAAGACUCAUCCAGUUAGGGAGCUACGUGCCAGGAAAAACCCAAUGGGAAAAGGUUCCCAGGAGCCUCCAGCUUGGCCUGGGGACUACCUGUAUGCAAGAUACGCACUAGGAGAUGCGUAUGAAGAUGAAGAUGAUGAUGCUGCUGAUUGUGAUGAUGAUGUCCAUGGAACAGCUUGGAGAGAAAACGGGUGAAGCCCUUCUAGGAGCUGACCAGGGUGCUGACUCAAAGGGAAGGCCAGCACGUGCUGCAGGAACAUCUGAGGGAGACUCAAGCUCUGCGGUCAGGCAUUUUGCUUGGCUUGGCGUAAAGAAGUGAUGGAGACUUUCCUGUGAUUCCUAGGCUCCCCUCCUGGACAGCACCAGGAAUGGGCCUUCGAGGUGGCUGGGCUUCAGGCCAGCCUGGCGGCGUGCUUGGGUGACUUGGGAGAAGGUAGCUGUUUGCUGGGAAGAUCUUAAGGAGGAAACCAGAACCUCUCUCUGUCCCAAGCUCUCAUCCCUGGGGGAGCCUGUUAGGACAGAGUUCAUCCUCAGUCAAAAGAAAGUGCAUCUGGUUUCACAUUUUACCUUCCUUCCUGCCACCCAGAAUGGGAGCAGGCAAACCUGCCUGAGGAGAGCCACACCCAGCCACACCCCAUGGGUCAAUCACUGGAGCUUCUGAAACCUGGGUGGUGCCUGGUACAGCUGGGUUCCUUCCUUCCCCCAGCCCAAGUUCCUGCCCCCAGCUUUGUCCCUGGAGGUCUCAAUCCUACUCUCUACAUUCUGAGGGGAACUCUUGGCCCCAGCAGAGAGCAAAACUCCAAGUGCACCUCCCAUACACCCCCCAGCGCUGGGUUCGGCCUGUACCAUCCGGGACCUGGUGCUUCUGGGCCUGGAAUUUUGCCUUUGGCAAGAGAGUGAGAAGAGACGUGACUGCUCCAGGAACGGAAAGUGCCAUUCCGACUUGAAAUAAAGAGACUGAGCGCAUUGA
Rhinopithecus roxellana (golden snub-nosed monkey) is the source of this 1893-nucleotide messenger RNA. RefSeq names its product aspartate-rich protein 1-like. The record is from RefSeq and is a predicted model, not a curated record. Lineage: Eukaryota; Metazoa; Chordata; Mammalia; Primates; Cercopithecidae. The coding region runs from base 144 to 632 and encodes 162 amino acids. The transcript is spliced from 17 exons.